Messenger RNA from Siniperca chuatsi (mandarin fish), 1673 nucleotides. RefSeq lists its product as uncharacterized. Lineage: Eukaryota; Metazoa; Chordata; Actinopteri; Centrarchiformes; Sinipercidae. Bases 143 to 1108 code for a protein of 321 amino acids. The record is from RefSeq and is a predicted model, not a curated record. The transcript has 6 exons.
CUUAAUACUUAACGAGCGAGAGUACUACUGUGGACGUUUUUAGGCACACCUACUUUAAACAGAAUAAGAAGUUGGCACAUGCUGGUCAGCUGCUCUCAGAUUAAUUUCUUACUUCUUGCUGGAAGACAGCUCAGACAGUGAAAUGAUUUGGUUAGAUAUACUUUGUCACCCGGUCUGGGCUAUUUCCACGGCGCUGCUGGCCAUCGUUGUGCGCAUACAGAGGAAAGGAUGCUGGGAUCCGCAAGCCUGCACCGUGCGGCUGAAAGGGAAGACUGCCAUAGUGACAGGAGCCAAUACAGGGAUCGGAAAGUUCAUUGCCCUGGACUUUGCACGUCGAGGGGCCCGUGUUAUCCUGGCCUGUCGAAGCGAGGCCCGGGGGACAGCAGCACUUAAAGAAAUCAAGGAGAAAACAGGAAACUCUGAUGUCCACCUGCGUCUGGUGGACGUGUCAUCUCUGGACUCUGUCAGGGAAUUUGCUAAGGGGAUUCUUGAGGAAGAGAAAGCUCUCCACAUCCUCGUCAACAAUGCCGGAGUAUCAGGUUUACCCAGACAGAUUACAAAAGAUGGGUUGGAAGUUUCUUUUGCCACCAACCACCUGGGACCAUUUCUUCUCACCAAGCUGUUGCUGGACCUGAUUAAGCGUUCAGCUCCAGCGCGUAUUGUCACCCUCAGCUCAGUCAACCAUAAGAAAGGUCGAGUGGACUUCUCUCAUUUUCAUGGCGAGAACCUCACUUAUUACAUGGACACAGUCUACAACCACACUAAGCUGCACAAUAUCAUCUGUACCAAUGAGCUAGCACGCAGGCUACAAGGGACAGGUGUCACCGCAAACUCUGUCCACCCUGGUAUUGUCAUGACAGAAGUGUUGAGACACUAUCCAUUUAUGAUUCGUUGGGUUUUCAACCUCAUUGGAUUUUUCUUUUUCAAGUCUCCAGAAGAGGGUGCAGUCAGCUCAAUCUAUUGUGCAGUAGCAGAAGAAAUGGAGGGGAUAACUGGGAAGUAUUUUGACAGCGACUGCUCCCUGGUUCUCCCCGCCCCUUUAGCUCGAGACACUGCCCUGGCGGUCAAGGACUUUGAGAUCAGCGAGAGACUGACAUCAAAGCUCUGAAACAACUAUCAGGCAAAUGGAGGCUUGAUAACAGAAAAUGGGGUCAAAUUCCACCCUCUUACUGCACUUCUUGAGUGAACAAUUCUGACAUAAUGUGUCUUUAAAAUCAUCAGGGGAUGUUUCUGAAUACUUUUUUGUAGGUAAUUUGAAAGGACAUGAACUGACGUGUUUUUUAAGGAUGCACAAAUGAAGCAUGUAUAUGAAUAUAAUAUAUAAUAUACUAUAAAAAUUUUCCUUGCAUUGGCAUUAAUGACAGGCCAAAUAUGGUUAAUCGCCUUAAUACUAAAAAGUAAUUUUCAUGUCAGCAUUGAUGUUGUCUGAGUUUUUGUCAUUCAUGAAAAUGGUGAAUGGUGUUCUCUUCUUUAUAAGAACUGUGACUGUGACUUUAAUUCAGGUAUGUGAAUGAGUGAAAUGAAAGAGUUUCCUGAGAGAGAUGCUGACACCAUGUGGCCAAUUCAAGCUGAGAUGCUUCUUCAGAAAUGACAACAGAAACUCCAAUACGUGACACAAUCACUUCCCUUUAUUGACUGAUUCAUUAAAACAUAAUAAAACAUUUGAGCAUUCA